Molecule: messenger RNA, 8800 nt
Organism: Conger conger (European conger)
Lineage: Eukaryota; Metazoa; Chordata; Actinopteri; Anguilliformes; Congridae
Product: PH_BCR_vertebrate and RhoGAP_Bcr domain-containing protein
Exons: 23
Coding region: 794-4822 (1342 amino acids)
Biological process (GO): protein phosphorylation; intracellular signal transduction; positive regulation of GTPase activity
Cellular component (GO): membrane
Molecular function (GO): GTPase activator activity; protein serine/threonine kinase activity; guanyl-nucleotide exchange factor activity
Source: RefSeq, a predicted model, not a curated record
GAAGAUCAACAGCAAGGAGAACAGAGGAAAUCUAGUAAAAAAUGUAUGCUAAUAUUUACUGUAAAAACAUGGGAUAACGAGACGAAAUCGAUAAAAAUUUACCCGCAAUCCCCAACAGGAACGGGAAAAACGGGCAUCACUAAUAAAGACGGGAAUUUCCCAUCUUUCUUUCUAUUUAAUUUUCUUGGGAGGCUGUCUACAAAGAGGCUGAAACAACUGGAGAUAAUAGAGAAUGAUGUUUCACGAUGAAUGAAGAAGAGUCGAUGGUCCUGGAAUAAACUACAAAAGAAGAUAAAUAAACACGCCGCAUUCACUUUUCUCUGCACAGUGAGAGUUUCAUGUCUGGACCUUCAACCUGGAAGACAGAUGUUCUAGUAUCGUACGCUUGGAUUUUGUUCCCUAUCAAUUGCGGAUCUGAUCGGGAGAAAGAUAAUGACCACGCGCUAUGGAUUUUUAUGAGCUUUUGACAUGCACAAAAUUAAACUGGUGGAAGGUUCUAUAUAUGGUUUAGAUAAAACCUCUGCAUGUGUAGCUACGAUAAACUAAAAUUGACGAAGAUGCACUAAAAAAAGCCAAAGGACGAUCUGUGUCGUGAAACCCGUGAGAACGAGGUAGAACGAGGUAGCACGAUGUGUUGAUAUCUUUUAUCAUGAUUAUAAUUUGGGACUUUAAACCGUAGCGUUUUGUUAAAUUGAUUCCCCAGUGAAGGUCAGUUAUCUUGACUGUAAAACCAAUUCUGAAGAAGUAGUGAUUUAUUAUAUUCUUCUAAAAAAGUAUAAUUGAACUGUCAGUCAUGGUGGAACCGGUAGGUUUUGUUGAAGCUUGGAAAGCACAGUUUCCUGACUCUGACCCCCCUCAUAUGGAGUUAAAUUCUGUGGGGGACAUUGAGCAGGAACUGGAGAAAUGUAAGGCAUCCAUUCGGAGGCUGGAGAUGGAGGUGAACAAGGAACGCUUUCGCAUGAUUUACCUGCAGACAUUUCUGGCGAAGGAGCGAAAGAGUUAUGAUCGGCAGAGGUGGGGCUUCAGAAGGGUGUCCCAGAUGCAGGAGGGGGACCAGCCCGCAGGUGCGGAGCCACAGCAGCCCCAUGGACAGGAGCCAGGGGAGAGGGAUCGGGAUCGGGGUAAGAUCAGACCCAGGCCUCCCCCUCCCAGAAAAUCCUCGUCCCACAACAUUGAGUGUCCAGAGCCCCCCCUUGCACCAGAGGUGCAUCAGGGGGAGUUGGGGGAGACAGACCAAUGCAGAUAUUAUGGCGAAAGCGAGGUGGAUGGGCUUUCACCAUCCAAACACAAAGGUGGGUCGUCCUCUCGCAGGCCUGCUGCUGCUCAGGGGACAGCAGACAAGGAAGUUCCCUCAGACUCUUCCGCAAUGGAGAAGAUGGGCAUGGGCUUAGGGGUGGCAGCAUUGAGGUCAAACUUUGAACGGAUCAAGAGGGCUAAUUCACACUCCUCCGCAGAGGGGAAGAUGGAGAAGCCCUUCUAUGUUAACAUGGAGUACCACCAUGAGAAGGGCCUGGUGAAGGUCAACGACAGAGAGGUCUCUGACAAGAUCAGUAACCUGGGCAGCCAGGCCAUACAAAUGGAGCGGAAGAGGUCCUUGCACUCUCUGCCUGGGAACCUGGCAACCGGGAUGUCGGAAUUCCGCAAGCCUAUGAGCCGGGGGCGGUCUCAGGAGAGCAACUGUGGUUAUGACAUUGACUACGAGGACACCGAGCUCAACCCACGCUUCCUGAAGGACAACAUGGUCCGAGCCAAUGGGAGCAAACCGGAUCGCCACCCUCAGCCACAUCCACAGCCUUGGCAGCAGUCAGACUUUCAGCCCUACACCAGCGUCUUUGUUGGGGGGAUGAUGGGUGAAGGGGAUGGGAAGGGAGUGAAUAUGAGGGACCACAGUGGGGACGACAGGCACCUUACGUGGCCCAGGCGGUCCUACUCGCCUGGAAGCUUUGAGGACAUUGGCGGCGGCUACACGCCAGACUGCAGCUCCAAUGAGAACCUGACGUCCAGCGAGGAGGACUUCUCCUCAGGCCAGUCGAGCCACGUGUCCCCCAGCCCCACCACCUACCGCAUGUUCAGGGAGAAGAGCCGCUCCCCUUCCCAGAAUUCACAUCAUUCCUUUGACAGCAGCAGCCCCCCAACGCCCCAGUCGCAGAAACGACAUAAGCAGCAAGUGGUGGUGUCAGAGGCCACCAUUGUGGGUGUCCGGAAAACCGGUCAGAUCUGGCCCAAUGAUGGGGACUCCACGCCAUCCAGUAGGGCCUCGCAUGACAACAGUUUCCAUGCAGACCUAGAUGCCUCGUUCAGCGGGACGCCGCCCACGUACGGCUACGAUGCGGACCGGGCGGAGGAGCAGCGGCGGCACCACGACAUCCUCCCGUACAUCGAUGACUCGCCCUCGUCCUCGCCCCAUCUGAGCUCCAAGAGCCGCAGCAGCCGAGACACCCUCUCCUCGGGGUCCCUGGAGUCCUCCAAAUCUACUGAGCUGGACCUGGAGAAAGGCCUGGAGAUGCGCAAGUGGGUGCUGUCUGGAAUCCUGGCCAGCGAGGAGACCUACCUCAGCCACCUGGAGGCGCUGUUGCUGCCCAUGAAGCCACUGAAGGCUGCAGCCACCACCUCCCAGCCUGUGCUCACCCUCCAGCAGAUAGAGACCAUCUUCUUCAAAGUGCCCGAGCUCUACGAGAUCCACAAGGAGUUCUAUGAUGGCCUCCUGCCCAGAGUGCAGCAGUGGAGCCACCACCAGCGCGUGGGCGACCUCUUCCAGAAACUGGCCAGCCAGCUCGGCCUGUAUCGGGCUUUUGUGGAUAACUAUGAGGUUGCCGUGGAGACAGCAGAAAAGUGCUGCCAGGCCAACACGCAGUUUGCCGAAAUCUCUGAGAACCUCAAAGUCAGGAGUAUGAAGGAGUGCAAAGACCAGACGGCCAAGAACUCUCUAGAAACCCUUCUGUAUAAACCAGUGGACAGAGUGACCCGGAGCACCCUGGUAUUGCAUGAUCUCCUGAAACACACGCCCUCCAGCCACCCGGACCACCCCCUGCUGCAGGACGCCCUCCGGAUCUCCCAGAAUUUCCUGUCCAGCAUUAACGAGGAGAUCACGCCCCGGCGCCAGUCCAUGACUGUCAAGAAGGGAGAGAACCGGCAGCUGUUGAAGGACCGCUUCAUGGUGGAGCUGGUGGAGGGAGCCCGUAAGCUGCGUCACGUCUUCCUCUUCACCGACCUCCUGCUCUGUGCCAAGCUGAAGAAGCAGAUCGGGGGGAAGAGCCAACAGUACGACUGCAAGUGGUACAUCCCCCUGUCCGACCUCACCUUCCAGACCAUCGACGAGUCCGACUCCUCACCCAUACCGCAGGUGCCAGACGAGGAGAUCGAUGCCAUGAAGAUCAAGAUCUCGCAGAUCAAGAACGAGAUCCAGAGGGAAAAGAGGGCCAACAAGGGCUCGAAGGUGAUGGAGAGGCUGAGGAAGAAGCUCUGUGAGCAGGAGUCCCUUCUCCUUCUCAUGUCCCCCUGCAUGGCCUUCAGGGUGCACAACCGGAACGGCAAGAGUUACAUGUUCCUGAUCUCCUCGGACUACGAGAGAGCUGAGUGGAGGGAGAUCAUUCGGGAGCAGCAGAAAAAGUGUUUUAAGAGCUUCACGCUCACUUCUGUGGAGCUGCAGAUGCUGACAAACUCCUGCGUCAAACUACAGACAGUCCACAGCAUCCCGCUGACCAUAAAUAAAGAAGAUGAUGAAUCGCCUGGCCUGUAUGGGUUUUUGAAUGUAAUCGUCCACUCCGCCUCAGGGCUCAAACAGAGCUUAAAUCUGUACUGUACCUUGGAGGUGGACUCUUUUGGCUACUUUGUGAACAAAGCCAAAACGCGAGUUUACAGAGACACCACCGAACCCAACUGGAACGAGGAGUUUGAAAUCGAGCUGGAGGGAUCGCAGACUCUGAGGCUGCUGUGCUAUGAGAAGUGCUACAACAAGACCCGGCUGAAAGAGGAAGGAGAGAACACCGACAGAAUCAUGGCUAAAGGCCAGAUCCAGCUGGACCCUCAGACACUACAGGGGAAAGACUGGCAGAGGACUGUCAUUUCCAUGAAUGGGAUUGAAGUGAAACUCUCCAUGAAGUUCACUAGCCGGGAGUUCAGCUUGAAGAGAAUGCCGUCACGGAAACAGACAGGCGUGUUUGGGGUGAAAAUUGGCGCAGUGACCAAACGGGAGCGCUCCAAGGUGCCCUACAUCGUGAGGCAGUGUUUGGAGGAGGUGGAGCGCCGUGGCAUGGAGGAGGUGGGCAUCUACCGUGUGUCGGGAGUGGCCACAGACAUCCAGGCCCUGAAAGCAGCUUUCGAUGCCAACAACAAGGACGUGUCGGUGAUGAUGAGUGAGAUGGAUGUGAACGCCAUUGCUGGGACCCUGAAGCUGUACUUCCGUGAGCUUCCGGAACCACUGUUCACGGACGAACUGUAUCCCAGCUUUGCUGGAGGCAUCGCCCUGUCAGACAGCGUGGCAAAGGAGAGCUGUAUGCUCAACCUUCUCCUCUCGCUACCAGAGCCCAACCUGGUCACUUUCCUCUUUCUGCUGGACCACCUGAAGAGGGUGGCUGAGAACGAGAGCGUAAACAAGAUGUCCCUUCACAACCUGGCCACGGUGUUCGGCCCCACGCUGCUCCGCCCCUCUGAGAAAGACAGUAAAAUCCCAGCCAAUCCUACACAACCCAUAACCAUGAGUGACAGCUGGUCGCUUGAGGUCAUGUCACAGGUCCAGGUCUUGUUGUAUUUCCUUCAACUGGAGACUAUCCCCACACCAGACAGCAAGCGUCAGAGUAUCCUCUUCUCCACAGAAGUGUAGGAGGAAAUCGGUCCCUUCUGCCAGCAACACUGAAAAGAGAGAAGAGAACUAGAGUGAAAGAUGUCUGUGGAUCACAGAGUGGCUGUGAUCAGCAGCAUAUAGACUGGACCCCUGCUGGACCCAACAAACAGACUAGUGUGUGCACAGUGUGAUCACCAGGGGGCGCCAGUAAUGUUCUGAAGCCAUGAAGAGGAAACUUCUCGAAAAUCGCAUUCCUUGUACUAUUGUUUUCUUUUCUUUGCGAAAAUCUAAGCUGUUUGUGUCUUAUAUGACACAGAGCUUUUGCUCUUCAAAAGUCUUUGGCCUUGCAUUCUGCUAGUGUCUUUGGUCAGUUUGUGCAUUUGGAAAACAUUGAUUUAACAACAGGAGACAUGCAGCAGGACACAAGCAUCUUAGUUUUUCUUGUUUUAUUGUCGUUUUUCUUUAUGCUCUAUGGUGACACAGACUCUCCUUGGGUGUCUGCAACACAACUGUUCUGCAUCCAUUCUGUUAGGAUUUUUGAAACGUUUGAUAAUAGACAGGCUUGGAAUAGUGGGGGAGGGAAGUAGAACUUGCAUCUGCUUCUAAUUAAUGUUGUCUUAAUUGCUAGUGACUAAAAAAGUCCAGGUUGCCCAGAACAAGUUCAUUUUAAGACAAUCAGGUCAUACAACUUUGGUUUUGUGCCGAAGACUUACUAAGAAUGAUUUAUCUGUCCCACUAUCAAAGCCUGUGCAGUUUUAGACUGGGAACAAAUCUCAAGGAGAGUACAAAUGUUUAUCAUUUGAGGAUUUGGACAAGGAUUUUACAGAAAUUAAAUAGUGAAGAAGAUGCAGAUUUUCAUUGACAGAUGUUUUGGAAAGUUUCCAAACUAAAGUAGAAGAUCUGGAGAAUAUUAGCACCAUUCCUGAGUUUGUAAUCUGUCACAGGAGUUAGACUGAGGUCAAAUGAGGUGCAUUAUAUCUCGAAUGGCACCAGCAGCACAGACGGGAGAAUUUGAGAAGUGACAUAAUAUCAUCAUGUUAUGGGCGGAGCCUACACAGUAGUCACAUUCUUAAGACUAUUUCUUCACAGUUUUUAAUUCCUUUGGUUGGGAGGUGAUAAGUUAUAAGUAUUGAUUACCUUCAGUGUUUGACAGCCUUUUUCAGUUUAUGGUAGUUGAGUAUAUGUGUGCUAAUUGGCUUUGCUUUAAUCUGCAUAACAACUAAUAUCCAGGAAGCAAUAUUUUUGAACAUAUGGGGUAUCUGCAUUUUCUGCUCUCACCAUUUUGUCCACAUACUGUAGGUUAUAAGGUUAUAUAUCUUAUCAUAAGUGUCCUGCCAUGCUAUGGUGUACACCAAGAUAUGUACUUGUUUUUUUCCUGUUGAAAGUUGAAGUCAUUUACAUUUUAGACAUUUAGCAGAUGCUCUAAUCCAGUGCGAUUUACAGAGUUUACAUUCCUUUUUUAUUUUCUUAAGAUAAUAUCUGUUUAAACAGCUGGAUAUUUACUGAAGCAAUUCAGUUAAGUACCUUGCUCAAUGGUACAAUGGCAGUUCCCCACCUGGGACUCAAUCCUACAACCUUGGAGUUGCAAGCCUGGUUCCCUCACCAUUAUGUUACACCGCCAAAACAAACUACAUUCUGCUGGCCACCUCAGGAAGUCACUGUACUCUCCGUCUUUCAAAUCCUUUCCACAUUAAAUGCAACAAGGGGGUGACUUCAUCCCCCAUUCAAAUUCUUUAAAUGGAACCAACAUGCACAUUUCCAUUUCAGUCAAGCUUGCCAUUGGAAUUCUACUCAUCCAGUUGGGCAAUGGUGUCUUCUGCUGUCAGUGUGUAUCAUUUAAACACUGCAUAGAGGGCAGAAGUACAACAGAUAUACUCUUGUUAUACUGAAUGUGAGCAAUGUUAACUUUUGUUAUCCCAACCCACAAUCAAUACAUUAUCACUAUGAGUGGUUUUGUCAUACGUCACUUGAAAAAAAUGUUUCAAUUUUAUUUUCUCUUUUUUUGCCUUCUCACCAGGGUUUCUCCAGAUAAUUUGCAAAACCUCAGCUCCAAUACCCCACCGUGCCAAUAUCUAUUAUGGGUUCAUGUUCAGAUCAAUCUAGUACAGUCUGAACGUGUGGGUUAUCUCAGAGGGACUUUUCAACAGGAAAAUGUGUUGUCUUUUAUUUUGUGAAAAAACAAGAGAGGAUGGUUAUAUUCAUAUGCUUUACUUUAGUUUUCAUUAACAUGCAGGCAUGUUUAUUUGAAAGUUUUUUGUAUAUAUUUUUUUCUGCGCAGACUUUUCCUUUUGUAUUGUUAAAACAUAACCCAUGGAAGUUCUGGUUAUGUGCUCCUUCCCAAAGCUGGUUAUUUUGGGGUGGUAAGUUAAAACUGAAUAAUGUUGCAUAAUAUUUGCUAAAUGGGGGAAAAACUGGCAAAGGCAGAAAUUGCCCUGUUGCCUGCGUUAAUUCAGUUUCCAUAGAGACUGGUAAGAAGUUGCACUUACAAGAUUGAUCCGUUCCCUGACAGAUGAUUGCUGAUGUUGCAGAGCUGAUCUUGGCGGGGUUCUGUAGUUUCCCUCUUCUGCCCGUGCUCCACUACACCCAGAACUGUUAUGACUAGUUUAACUCAAGAGUUGCAGAGCAAAUGGUUCAACAAUGAGAAAGCUUUUUACUUUAUUGACGUGGGUCAGGUUAUGGCCAUCUGUCUUGUAACCUACUUUGAAGGCCUACAUUGGUUUGGAGAAAAGCAUGUUGAUUGGUUAAAUCUGAUGAUCCUCAAACAGGUUGUUUUAUCAUUUUCCUCCCUAGUGUAAGAACUCAAUGGAGAGCAUUUAUAUUAUAACUCUUUCUUUUUGGAAGUCACUCACUUGAACAAUGUUCAGAAUUGUUUUUUUAUUUUAUUAUUUUAUUUAUCUGUUCUCUUUUAACCUGUUCGACAGUGUUAAGACUGCUUAUUGCAAAAUCACCUAUUGACCUCUGCAGGCCUUGCGGAGAUAUUAGUGAGUGUGAGUCUAUGAUCACUGUAAACAGAAAUGAAAAGAGUUUCCAUGAAUACUCAAGAAUAUUACACACCAAUACAAUUCCAGUCAAUUUAAUUUAGAGAUUUUUAAAAUGUUUUUAUGUUCUCGUUUGUAAAACAUCUGUAUUCCCUGUACAAUACAAUAUAUUUCCCAGUAGAAUCCAGAUCCAUUGUGCAAAAAGAGACAUUUGAGUUAUGGUUAAUUUCUUUUUGAAUCAUAUUUAAUUGAGCAUAUUUAAACAUAGCACUCCACUCAGAUAUUUUGGUGUUUCCAUUUUCAGCUACCAGUGCCUGAGUGCUGUAGAGUUGUGGCAGAGCUCCCAGAGGUACAUAGAACCAAGCUUUGUGCCCUUUUUCUCUUGCAGUAAACCAAUUCCUUGGAACCGUGGUGGGACUUACUUACUCACUAAUGUCUGGACCUCCUAAAAGUUUGUUGUGCACCACCGACAUUGUGUAUGACACCAGCAUUUCUUGUUUCUUUAUGUUCUAUUUAUUUGUGUCAUUCCAAAAGUCUACUGCGAGCACAGAAAUGUCUCUUCAAGAAUGAAGUCCUGAGAGAACGUUCAAUUUCUGUGGUGCAAAGAUGUGACCCAUCAUCAUUCUCGAAAGUAAAACAUUGUUAUGGGGUUAUUUAUUGAAGUACUAAUUCACAAGGAUCGAGUAUAUAUACAAGAAUUAAGUAUAUAAUUAGUAAUAACAAUAUUAAUUUGAAAAUGUGUAGACAAAAUUAGGUCUGGUUGAUUGUCUGCACAAUGCAGAGCUGCAGAUAUGUAUUAGACACUUGUUGCAGUCAGUGGCCCAGGGCUCAGUUAUGAGGUCUUGUAAAUGGUUAAUGUUAAUUGCCAACCACAGAGUUGAGAUUUGAUUCAGAUUUUUCUUUUCUUUUUUUAUUCAACAUUUGUGUUCUGAUCAUGUAGCUGUAAAAAGGGAUACUGUAUUGAGAAGGAAAAAAUGUUUGAAAGGCAUUUGUAGCCUCUGUUUGUACACAAAGAUUUAAAUAAAAACUCCUGUAUCUA